Molecule: messenger RNA, 1320 nt
Organism: Phacochoerus africanus (Common warthog)
Lineage: Eukaryota; Metazoa; Chordata; Mammalia; Artiodactyla; Suidae
Product: olfactory receptor 6C2-like
Exons: 4
Coding region: 1-1320 (439 amino acids)
Biological process (GO): G protein-coupled receptor signaling pathway
Cellular component (GO): membrane
Molecular function (GO): olfactory receptor activity; G protein-coupled receptor activity
Source: RefSeq, a predicted model, not a curated record
AUGCCGGGUUAUCCCUUUAUGACCUUGAACCUGGUGUUGAGGACGGCUCGGUGUCCUGGCCAGGCCGGGGCAGGAGGGGAGAAGGCUUUCUCCAUCGCUGGUGCUGUUCCUGCUACUGCCUCCCCGGCAAGGAGCGUCGCGCGCUCUCUUAGCGCCACCUGCCGGUUCGGCGGCAUCAGGCCACACACACAUUUCCGGACUCGAUCUGGCGCCCAGGGGCUGAGCAGGCACAGCGCCUGGUCUGACCGCCAGGAGGUCUGUGAGCCCCCAGAGGUCCAGGAGGGAUCCACAAGUUACUACUUGACAAGAAAUGGUCAUGAGUGGUUGGUCUCCUCCUCCAACUCCUAUCUCAUUCUUUCUUCCCUUGGCCCUCAUGACCUCAGAAAAACAUGUACAUGGUUAUCUACAUUCAUACUUCUGGGACUGACAGGUGAUCCUCAAAUGCAGCUUCUCAUUUUUCUAUUUCUGUUUGUCUCCUACACGCUGAGUAUAACUGGGAACAUGACCAUCAUUAUACUCACUUUGGUAGAUUCUCGCCUUAAAACUGCCAUGUACUUCUUCCUCAAACACUUCUCCUUUUUAGAAACCUUCUUCACUACGGUCUGCAUCCCCAGGUUCCUAUACAGCUUGUCAACUGGGGACAAAACUAUCUCCUAUGAUGCUUGUGUGGCUCAAUUAUUUUUUGUCUUCCUUUUUGGAGCCACAGAAUUUUUUCUCCUGGCCGCCAUGUCCUAUGACCGCUACGUGGCCAUCUGCAAACCCUUACAUUAUGCGACCAUCAUGAACAGCAGAGUCUGUGGAUGGCUUGUCAGCUGCUGCUGGAUAGCGGGUUGGUUGGUCAUAUUUCCACCACUGUGCCUGGGCCUAAAGCUGGAAUUCUGUGACUCUAAUAUCAUUGAUCAUUUUGCCUGUGAUGCUUCUCCUCUGCUGAAGAUAUCCUGUUCAGACACACGGUUCUUAGGACAGAUGGCUGUGGCCCCUGCUGUGCUGACUGGCAUCAUGACACUUCUGUGUGUAGUUAUGUCCUACACCUGCAUCAUCAAGACCAUCAUAAAGUUCCCUUCUGCCCAGCAAAAGACGAAGGCCUUCUCUACCUGCUCUUCUCACUUGAUAGUGGUUUCUCUCACCUUUGGCAGUUGUAUCUUCAUCUACGUCAAACCUUCAGCAAAGGAUGAAGUCGCAAUUAAUAAGUGUGUGUCCGUGCUCACUACUUCAGUUUCCCCCAUGUUAAACCCAUUUAUUUAUACCCUGAGGAACAAGCAAGUGAAACGAGCUUUCACAGACUUAAUCAAAAGAAUUUCAUUGAUCUCAAAGAAAUAA